Messenger RNA from Hyla sarda, 1421 nucleotides. It is a transcript of the gene TP53I11, whose product is annotated as tumor protein p53 inducible protein 11. The transcript has 7 exons. Bases 416 to 985 code for a protein of 189 amino acids. The record is from RefSeq and is a predicted model, not a curated record. Lineage: Eukaryota; Metazoa; Chordata; Amphibia; Anura; Hylidae.
GGAUGUUGUGACUCGGAGCUGCGGCUGCAGGAGGCGCCGGGGAGUGAGCGGCAGAUGUGCGGCCGGGAGAGUGCGCUGUGAGCGGGGACAGGAGCCCGGGAGAGUGCGCUGUGAGCGGGGACAGGAGCCCGGGAGAGUGCGCUGUGAGCGGGGACAGGAGCCCGGGAGAGUGCGCUGUGAGCGGGGACAGGAGCCCGGGAGAGUGCGCUGUGAGCGGGGACAGGAGCCCGGGAGAGUGCGCUGUGAGCGGGGACAGGAGCCCGGGAGAGUGCGCUGUGAGCGGGGACAGGAGCCCGGGAGAGUGCGCUGUGAGCGGGGACAGGAGCGGAGGAGCCCGGGCAGGACUCAGCGGAGGAGCCGGAGCAGUGUGCGGGAUUUGUCGCUGGGUGAAAGAGAAACGGACGGAGCCAUCGCAAUGGCGACCAAAUCGCCUCCACCGUUAAUGAAAAAGCACAGCCAGACCGAUCUCGUCAGCCGGCUGAAGACGCGCAAGAUCCUUGGUGUUGGAGGGGAGGAUGAUGACGGGGAGGUGCACAGGUCUAAGAUCAGCCAGGUCCUAGGGAAUGAAAUCAAAUUUGCUGUACGGGAACCUCUGGGUCUAAGAGUAUGGCAGUUCCUCUGCGCUGUGAUGUUUACAGGAGUCGCUAUAAUGGCGCUCUCCUUCCCAGAUCAGCUGUACGAAGCGGUCUUCGAUAAAGGCGCGGUGAGCAGUAAAACCUCCACACGUCUCUAUGGCGGAGCCCUGCUCAGUAUCUCCUUAAUUAUAUGGAAUUCUAUGUCUACGUCGGAGAAGUUGAUCAUCCGAUGGACCCUGCUGACCGAGGCGUGUUAUUUCAGUGUACAGUUUGUGGUUACCAUAGUGACCAUGAUCGAGAGCGGUUCUACGACCGUCACCGCGUCCAUCCUCGUCUGCUGUUGCCUCUUAUUCGUUCUCGUCUGCAUCUACUUCUAUUACCAAAUGGGCCGCCGACCCAAGAAACAGUGAAUCUUGGACUUUUCGGUACCAGGAUGCCAUUUAUAGAUUUUUUUUUUUUUUUUCCUUCAGGAAGACUCCCGUUAUCUUCUGGGAGGAGGGAUGUUUUGGUUUUUAGGUUGUAACAUUUGGAACCAAGAACUAUUGCUAACUUGGUCUUCAGAGACUCAAGAGACUUGAUCCGCUUCCCCUCCACAUCCCACCUCCAUACGAGGAGCCGCAGUCAGGACGGAAUGAAGCACAGUGUGUACAGCACCCGACUCCUUUCCACGUUUUACCGUAUCAACCAUGCCUGUGCGUGUAUGCCCCACUUUGUAUAUUAACCCUUUAGUAGUCACUUGGCCAGUUGAAGCAUGUUUUCUAUCCCAAAGAAUGUGAAUUUUUUUUUUUUGUUCAUUUUUGUGCCCCGCACUUUUUUAGAGCUCACUCAUAAAUAUAAAUAUAAGAA